This is a messenger RNA of Lagopus muta (rock ptarmigan), 3598 nucleotides long. RefSeq names its product glutamate decarboxylase like 1 (gene GADL1). The transcript is spliced from 18 exons. The record is from RefSeq and is a predicted model, not a curated record. Lineage: Eukaryota; Metazoa; Chordata; Aves; Galliformes; Phasianidae. Gene Ontology annotation, molecular function: carboxy-lyase activity; pyridoxal phosphate binding. Gene Ontology annotation, cellular component: cytoplasm. Bases 844 to 2241 code for a protein of 465 amino acids. Gene Ontology annotation, biological process: carboxylic acid metabolic process.
UGCUGCAGCGCGCGUGGGCCGGUGCGGCUCCUGGCGUCUCGUGCGGCCUCGCGGGGGCUACUGGGAGCCGCAGUUCGCGGCGUGCCUGUGGCGCCAGAGGCGCUGGAGCUGCUGCUGCUGCUGCUGCUGCUGCUGCUGCUGCUGCUGCUUGUGCGGCUGUGACGGCCCCUGUGGGGUGCUAGGGGCACCGUCGCCGUUACUCGCUGCGUGGUGCGGCUCUCCCCAGCGAGCCCUUGGGGCUCGUCGCCCUCUUCUGAGGGUGCCCUAGGCUACCGCUAAGGGCUGCCCGGCCGUCCCUGAAUGCUUCUGCUUGGCUUUUGAGGUGAUAACUGGAAGAUCUUUGAAAAUACUGACCAAGCUUAUACCAGAAUCAUCUCCAGCUCAUGCUUCAGGGCUAUAAAGCCACCUGAAAACUUCUUGCUCAGAAUAUCUGUCCUGCGUUUCUCUCUGCUACUCUAGGAGGAACCACCCAGGAAGGGCUGGAGCCUGGCUGCACCUCUCCUAGACCCAUUUAAGAGCUGACUGCCAGUGGGGAAGGGUCUCUUCUGGAGAUCCUUUGUCUGGAGUUUUGUAGUGAGCCCAUGAUGCAAGCAUCACAUGUGGAAACUUGAGAGUCUAACUGGUUCUUCACUUCACUGUAUAGAAUGAUCAACCUUCACCUUUGGUUGGCCUCCAGUAGAAGAGCAACAUUAUGCCUCUGGGCAUCAAAAAGCUAGUACUUGCAAACAGGGUGUACUCCAGAAGAAGAAGAAUGCUGUCUUGGUGGAUGGAGUCAUCCUGAAUGGUCCAAUAACUGAUUCAAAAGCAGGAGAGAAAUUUGUGGAAGAGGCCUGUAAGAUCAUAAUGGAAAAAAUAAUCCAGAAAGCUGAUGAUGUUACAGAAAAGGUUUGUGAAUGGCGGGCCCCUGAAACACUGAAGAAGAUUCUUGAUCUGGAAAUGAGAGACACUGGAGAAUCUCAUCAGAAACUCUUGCAGCUCUGCCAGGAUGUGAUACAGUACAGUGUCAAAACCAAUCAUCCAAGAUUUUACAAUCAGCUGUACGCUGGAAUAGAUUAUUACUCAUUAGUGGCUCGUUUCAUUACUGAAGCAUUGAACCCAAGUGUAUAUACAUAUGAAGUAUCACCUGUAUUUCUGUUAGUGGAAGAAGCAGUCAUCAAGAAAAUGAUUGAAUUCAUAGGCUGGGAAGAAGGUGAUGGCAUAUUUAAUCCAGGUGGCUCUGUUUCUAAUAUGUAUGCUAUGAACUUAGCAAGAUACAAGUUUUGUCCAGAGAUAAAGGAAAAAGGGCUCUCAGGUUUGCCAAGACUAGUCCUGUUCACUUCGGAAGAGUGUCAUUACUCCAUGAAGAAGGCAGCCUCUUUCCUGGGUAUUGGUACGGAGAACGUUUACUUCAUCAAAACAGAUGAAAGAGGUAAGAUGAUACCUGAGGAACUGGAGAAACAAGUCCAACGGGCCAGGAAAGAGGGGUCAGCACCAUUUCUUGUCUGUGCUACUGCAGGCACAACAGUACUGGGAGCAUUUGAUCCUCUGGAUAAAAUUGCUGAUAUCUGUGAAAAGCAUCACCUCUGGCUUCAUGUUGACGCUUCUUGGGGCGGCUCAGCUUUGAUAUCAAGAAAGCAUCGCAGACUUCUUCAUGGUAUUCAAAGGGCAGAUUCUGUUGCCUGGAAUCCCCACAAAAUGCUGUUGGCAGGAAUUCAGUGUUGUGCUCUUCUGGUGAAAGACAACUCUGGCCUCCUGAAGAAGUGUUACUCUGCCAAGGCUGCAUACCUGUUCCAGCAGGACAAGUUCUAUGAUGUCAGCUAUGACACUGGUGACAAGUCCAUUCAGUGCAGCAGACGUCCAGAUGCAUUCAAAUUCUGGCUCAUGUGGAAAGCAUUGGGAACCACAGGCCUUGAGGAGAGAGUGAACAGAGCACUGGCUUUGGCUAGAUAUCUUGUGGAAGAAAUUAAGAAAAGAGAAGGAUUUCAGCUUCUUUUGGAGCCGGAGUACGCAAAUGUUUGUUUUUGGUACAUUCCACCAAGCUUAAGAAAAAUGGAGGAUGGACCUGAAUUUUGGCAGAAGCUACACCGGGUUGCUCCUGUAGUUAAAGAAAGGAUGAUGAAGAAGGGCAGCAUGAUGCUUGGGUACCAGCCUAACCAAGGCAAAGUCAACUUCUUCCGCCAGGUGGUGAUCAGCCCACAAGUGAGUCGAGAGGACAUGGACUUCUUGCUGGAUGAGAUAGAACUGCUUGCCAAGGACUUGUAGCUGUAACUCUACAGCACUGGGCACUGCUUGUGUGUGAUGAUUAUGGAGACAGAAUGGCAGCAGUGCUCUGGUGCUAUUGUGUGAAAGGUAGUAAAAAGCUUGACGUAUGGUUUGGAAACUAUCAUUUAACAUUGUGAUGUUCAGAGUUUUGCAGGUAGAAUUGCCCUCCACAGGAAAGUAUUUGCUGAUGGAAGCUGGGACAGGGCAGUGCCUGCAGCACCACGGCCAUUCUGCGAAGCGUUUCCUGGAGCAGGGAGCACUUCUGAAAAUGGUGUCUUUAUCCCAGAGAGGGCUGCUAUUCAUGGGGUGCCUGCGUAGCUCAGACUGAUUGCUUAUAUAGGCAGGCAAUAUUCCUCUGAAGUUACUGUUAGUAGCAAAUUUAGCUCAGUGAGCUUUAAAACGCUCAUUAGUACUCUGUCUACUUUGUCAAUAUUUUAGUUUGGUAUGAAUUUAAGAGUAGAGACCCGGCUGAUAUUUACACUGAUAAGACUGGAAAUUGUGAACUUCAGUGAAGAGUUCCUCAAGGAACUCAGUUGUCCUCAAGGAACAAUUAGGUGAAUUGCCCAUAUUUCCCACUGUGAGCACUACUACAGGCAGCAGAACAAGGCGAGGCUGUGCUGUCACCAUCCUUGAGGUUAGCAGGACCUGGCUGGACAAAGCCCCAAGAAGUCAACACUGACCUUGCUUUGAGACAGUAGAGCUAGAUGACCUCUUAAGGUCCCUUCCAACCUAAACGACUUGUGGUUCUGUAAAAUCAAAUAGUUGGGCCUGGUCACUGUUUGCCAACAUUGCCUACACUGCAAUAGCAGUGCUGAGAAUAUUGGAAGUGUCAGAAAUUCAGAAAUUCUUACCUCUUUGGUUAUAGUUAUAAUUUCUGAACUAUAUUUAAAGCAUAAAUAUUUAAUGGAUUUAGAUGCACUUUAAAAUUGUAACAGAUGAAAAAAAAAAAAGUAUAUGUACCUGAAAGAUAUGUAUUUUAAAACUUGGCAACUAUAUGUUAAACAUGUAGAAAAGUGAUAGUUUUCACCGUCAGUCUGUAUUUGCCUAUAUUAGAUAUGAGAUGACUUGAUUUUAUGUUAUCAGUGUAUAAUUUAUACUUUGGCACUGAAAUCAACGUGGAGGUGAUCAGUGAUAGCCUGCCUGUUUUUAUGAUGGGAGCCAUCGAGUAUCUUUUGUUAAUCUUAUGUUGCAAAGUUAAGUUCUAAACUUUGUGUUAAGAAUUAUAGUAUCCUUUUGAUUUGUUGUCAUUCUAGAUAUAAAAGGGGCAGCUUUGUAAAGCUAGAGAUGUAUUUCUUGGAGUGAAUUUCUUGCAGCAGACUAAUGAAAAUAACAUGUUUCAUCAUCUGAUUAACACCUA